This is a messenger RNA of Dermatophagoides farinae (American house dust mite), 752 nucleotides long. It is a transcript of the gene Coq7, whose product is annotated as ubiquinone biosynthesis protein COQ7, mitochondrial. Gene Ontology annotation, cellular component: mitochondrial inner membrane. NCBI's taxonomy places the organism in Eukaryota, Metazoa, Arthropoda, Arachnida, Sarcoptiformes, Pyroglyphidae. Gene Ontology annotation, biological process: ubiquinone biosynthetic process. Gene Ontology annotation, molecular function: 3-demethoxyubiquinol 3-hydroxylase activity. The record is from RefSeq and is a predicted model, not a curated record.
UUUGCAAUCGAUUCAGAAUCGAUACAAUCGCAAUUUUAUUCGUUCAUCACCGUAUGUGUGUGUGAUGUGAUGUUUACAUAUAUAAAUUUCAAAUGGCAAAAUAUCUAACCCGACAACGUAAACAAAUUCUUGAUUCAAUACUUCGUGUUGAUCAUAGUGGUGAAUUAGCUGCCGAUCGUAUUCAUUAUGGUCUUAUGUAUGCAUUUCGUAAUGAUCAACAAUUUCAACCGAUUAUUCAUCAUUUAUGGGAACAAGAAAAACGGCAUCUAGAAUAUUUUUCCAAACAAUUAGUAUUGAAUCGAUCACGUAAAAGUUUUUUAACACCUGUUUGGGAAACAUUAAGUUUAGGACUUGGCCUUACAAGCGGUAUGCUUGGACGACGUGCUGCAAUGGCUUGUACAGUGGCCGUUGAACGUACAAUAACCGAUCAUUAUGAUAGUCAAAUACGACAAUUACUUAAGGAUGAUUUACGUGUACAUCGGGAAUUGAUUGAAAAUAUAAGUCAAAUUCGUGAUGAUGAACAAGAACAUCAUGAUACUGGUCGUGCAAAUGAUGCAGAAAAAAUGCCCGCUUAUAGUUUAUUCGAUGCAAUCAUUUCCAAUGGUUGUAAAGUGGCCAUACAAAUUGCCAAAAGAAUAUGAAUUCAAAUUACCAUGAUGACAUGACAGGUGGCGCCAGUUUCUCUUUUUGAAACAAAAACAAAACAAAAAAAAAUUUGAAUCUGAAAAUUCAAAUAAUUGUUGAAAUAUUUU